Messenger RNA from Parnassius apollo (apollo), 651 nucleotides. The record is from the annotation of a GenBank genome assembly. Lineage: Eukaryota; Metazoa; Arthropoda; Insecta; Lepidoptera; Papilionidae.
AUGUUUUAUGGUCUGACGACGAAGGAGCUAGGAAGAGUCGCUUAUGAUUUAGCAAAUAAAAACGGUCUUAAUCAUAGAUUUAAUAAUGAUAAAAAGGAAGCUAGCAAGAAAUGGGUCGAACACUUUGCCAGGCGGCAUUACUUCAGUCUCCGUCAACCUGAAAAAACAAGUUUGGCACGUGCUGCAGGAUUCAAUCGUGUACAAGUGCAACGAUUUUAUGAUAAUUUAAAACAAGUACUUACAACCUUCAAAUUUGUUGGCAGACAAAUUUUCAACAUCGAUGAAACUGGCCUCCAGACAGUGCGAAACAAGUUACCCAAAGUUUAUGCCAAAAAAGGCAAGAAAAUUGUAGAAAAAGUUGUGUCCGCAAAACGUAGAAAAACAGUAACGGCUGUUUGCUGUAUGGGUGCUACUGAAAUAUUCGUACCACCUGCAUUAAUUUUUCCUAGAAAGCGGCAAAAACCCGAAUUGAUGGAUGGAGCUUCAGAGGACUCCCUACAGCUUGUAUCCGAUUCUGGUUAUAUGAACUCAGAUCUAUUUAUAAUCUGGCUCAAUCAUUUCAUUAAGAUGGUCACGCCAUCUAAAGAUGAACCUGCUCUUUUGAUUUUAGAUAAUCAUUCAUCUCAUUUAAGUUUACAGGCUAUUGAAUAG